UCACUUCCUGGCAGAAUCACUCGCCACAUUUUGCUGCGGCUCGUGACGCAGGGAGACGUGUCAGCGCUGCAUCUUCCUUCUCAGGUUUGGAAAUGUGUUUAUUUUCCGAGCGGAGGACUGCAGGGGAAGGCACGCGAGGUUACAGUAAAUGUUGUGAACGUGACAAAAAGGAUCUUCAUCACUGGUGUGAGUUAGAGCCGCUGCCGCUGCGUUGCUGUGUGUUGAGGUAAUAUGCAGAUAAACACUGACUGCUGCAGCGCUGGAAUGUGGAAAAACAUUUAAUUUCCAGACUUUUUUGAUGUUUCUUUUUUAAAUAAUCUUGUUAAAAUGCAACAGAAUCGAUUUGUAAGAAGUGUUUAAACCACAUUAUGGGAACGCUGGUCCAUUAUGGGAACUGGUUUCCAGUUUGAGCAGCUUAACGUCUGACUCACACACUCUUGUGAAGUUGGACCUCCUUCUCCUAACUCCUUUAUAAAAGCACCAAACUUCCUUUAAUCCAGAAGCCGCUCACAGAGUCAAGAAUUUCAUAUUUAUUUUGACUAGCUAUUUAUUGUUAUUUAUUUUGUAUUUAUUUUAUUUAACAUUCCCUUUUAUACCUUUGUCGAAAUGUUUUUGUUUCCAGAUAAGCGCCCUUCCUGCCCGUUCCUCUUCCUUUUCUUAAUCCUCUCUCUUCCCUUUUCGUGGUCGUUUUACGUCCCAGAAUCCAACCCGAUCUUUGCCUUCAGGAAUCAGCUCAGAGAGGUGCGUCUCUACACAGACAAUCACAGACGCGGGUUGUAUGUGGAGAUGCAUCUGGAUGGGAGGGUGACUGGAAGUGAUGCUCAGAGUCCUUAUAGUGUGUUGCAGAUAAAGUCCGUUAAACCGGGUCAUGUGGUCAUCAAGGGACAGACGUCAUCCAUGUUUCUCUGCAUGGACGACUCCGGGAAUCUAAGAGGACAGACAGCCUAUGACGAGGCCGACUGCUCCUUCAGGGAACUGCUGCUGGCUGACGGAUACACCCGUUUCCUGAGCUCACAACACGGCGUCCCUCUAUCGCUGGCAUCCAGAAACUCUCCGGAUCGACACUCGGUUCCUUUCACAAGAUUUUUACCUCUCAGGAAUACUUUAAUGGUUUCGGAAGAAUCAACAAAAACUCAGCGGGACUUCAACCUGGACUCGGAUGACCUUUUCGGGAUGGGUCAGAACGCGGUGGUCAGUCCUCAGCUGUUCGUGGACUAAAAUACAGAACCACAAAGAAACCAGAACUGUUUGGGUUUUAAAACUCUGAUACAUGAUUGUCUUCUAAUUUAUUAUUAUUGUUGGUUUUUUUAGGAUUCUUAAAUGUAAUGAAUACUGAACUAAGUUAUUUAUUUAUUUUGGUGUCUUAUUUAAAGCUUAUUGGAAUUUUUAUUCAUUCUGGGAAUUGCUCAGAUCUUUUGAGAAAAUAUGAAUAAAUUCUGGAGUUGUUUUUGUGCAAUUCCACGUUUUUCUUUUUGGUGUUUCCAAUGCAGAGCAGUCGGUGCUCASUAACUUCCUGUGCAAACGUGGACAAAUGCCAGUGUAGGAGCAGGGCGCCCUCUAGUGGAAGAAACUAAUAAUGAGCGCAAAAGUUUGAUUUUUUAUUUUUAUUUUUGCUCAUUUCUGUCUGAUUUGUGAUUCAGGAAAGAGAAAAAAAAU
This is a messenger RNA of Poecilia reticulata (guppy), 1656 nucleotides long. RefSeq names its product fibroblast growth factor 21 (gene fgf21). Gene Ontology annotation, molecular function: growth factor activity. NCBI's taxonomy places the organism in Eukaryota, Metazoa, Chordata, Actinopteri, Cyprinodontiformes, Poeciliidae. The record is from RefSeq and is a predicted model, not a curated record.